GCGAGCACGCGCGGCGCAAUGCCGGGGGAGCAGGUCUCGAGAGUCCGGGCUUUGUAUAGGCGAAUCUUGCAGCUACAUCGGGCUCUGCCCCCUGACCUCAAAGCCCUGGGUGACCAGUACGUGAAGGACGAAUUUAGGAGACAUAAGUCCGUUGGUCCUGGCGAGGCCCAGCGUUUCUUGAAGGAAUGGGAGACAUACGCAGCAGUGCUGUGGCAACAAGCCGAGGACAGCAGACAAAGCUCAACUGGAAAACCAUGUUUUGGCACCUCUCUCCCAGAAGAAAAACUCAAUGACUUUCGUGAUGAGCAAAUUGGACAGUUGCAAGAGCUGAUGCAAGAAGCUACUAAACCCAAUCGGCAGUUCAGUAUCACCGAGUCUACAAAACCACAGUUGUGAUACAAUAAUCUCAACAAAGUGGCUAAAAUUUAUAACCUGUUACCUCAUCUACCAUUGAUUCUCUAAAAUAUAUUCUUUCAGCUUUAAUGGAAUAAUCUCUUUUUUUUUGGACAGUAUGAAGAAUGCAUGAUCAAGAUCACAGCUGGCACACUAUGCCAUCAAUGCAAUGGCAUAUUUAUUUGCUCUGUGGCAUGUAGUUUUAUGGAAUUUAAUUUCUGGACUAAAGAAAGGUAUUAAAAAAGAUACACUUUGGGAUUAUGCUGAAAUUUUUUUGUACAUGAAUUUGUUUUAAAUUCUAUCCUCCUGAUUUGUCUCUAGCUUCAUCAGUUAAAUAAACAUAUCAUAAUAACAGAAGAUGUUGAAUUUCAAUAAGUUUAUUAUUAGACAUACUGUGAUUCUGAAAGUCCUACCAUUUCUUCUUUAAUAGUACACACCUGGCUAUCACUCAGAAUUUCGUCUUUCAGUCACAGUGAAAGUUUUAAGAAAAGCCUUACGAUUCAAUUGUUAAGAAUUUCAGUUAUUGUCUAAAGGUUGGGGAGAUGAAAAGUACUAAGUUGGUGCAUACAUUUAAAAAUCAAUUCUCUAUCAAAACCUGCAUGUA
Molecule: messenger RNA, 997 nt
Organism: Mus pahari (shrew mouse)
Lineage: Eukaryota; Metazoa; Chordata; Mammalia; Rodentia; Muridae
Gene: Sdhaf3
Product: succinate dehydrogenase complex assembly factor 3
Exons: 2
Coding region: 19-396 (125 amino acids)
Biological process (GO): succinate metabolic process; mitochondrial respiratory chain complex II assembly
Cellular component (GO): mitochondrial intermembrane space; mitochondrion
Source: RefSeq, a predicted model, not a curated record